Messenger RNA from Brassica rapa (field mustard), 3145 nucleotides. Its product is annotated as probable WRKY transcription factor 30. Gene Ontology annotation, molecular function: DNA-binding transcription factor activity; transcription cis-regulatory region binding. Lineage: Eukaryota; Viridiplantae; Streptophyta; Magnoliopsida; Brassicales; Brassicaceae. Gene Ontology annotation, biological process: regulation of DNA-templated transcription. Gene Ontology annotation, cellular component: nucleus. The record is from RefSeq and is a predicted model, not a curated record.
CUGUUGUUAUACAUGUAAAGUCUGAGACAUGGUAUACACUAUUUUACAAAACCGAACCGGUAUUACCUGUUGUUUCCUUUUAUCUGGUAGAUAUUUUGACAGAACCGGUUUGUAUAGUUUUAUUCAACAAAAUUUUGCAGGAAAGCUUUGAAAUAAGGUCUAAUUUAACCAGUUUGGAGACUGGUUCGAUUGAAAUUUGAAUAGCUUAAAACCGGGUUGAGCAUGCUGAGAAGAUUCGUAGAAGAGUUUAGUCGACAGUAAUGUGCCGUUGAUUUGCAGAGUCUAUAAUACGGCAACGAACGAACGUUUUGGUGUUUGGCUCGUCAAAUCGUAAUAGUCAUGCCGUAUUCAAUUGAUCAUGAGUGGUUUUGAGGUCCAUUUGAUAUAUACACAAACACUUAGUUCUAUAAUACAUAUUUAAAAUGGAAGCUUGAUAUAUAUAUAUAUAUAUAUUACUUUUUUGGUCAAACGUGGAAGCUUGAUAAUUGAUAUUAUUCACAGUGUAUUUUGUAAUUACGAGUCACAGUAAAUUUUUUUAUAUAUUAGAUGCGAAAUGUGCCUAUAAAUCAGUUUAAUAUAUAUAUUUGUGUCCUUACGACCUUUUUUUUUACAAAAAGAUUUAUCAAUGGAUCACACUAGAAUGGUCAAAAGCCAAUAUCAUCACAAAUUCUUAGUCGCAGUUCCAUUGUUAUUCUAAUUAUUCUCUAAUGAUGGUGAUGUGAUGUAGUUUUAACGACCGUAAUGUAAACGCCAUGUAUGUUUGUGUUUACGUGGAGUUUGUAUCUACUGCGCGGUAACGUCUGUAUUAUUUGUUAGUUAGAUGUUAAAAUUUGUAUGUACUGACGAUGAGGUUUUACAAAUAAUAAUCCAUUAGUACUGGCAAGUUAGAACACAAGUUUUUCGGAUCUUUCUUUCUAACUGAUCUUGAAGAAGACGAUGUUCCAAUAACAAAAGUCUCAAAUGACUGUGAUUGUGAUUAUGGGUUUGCUGAUCGUGUUAACUGCGAAUCUAGACGCUAAGUGCUUUAUAUCGUGUUGUAGAACUUCUAUAAUUUUUUGCAAUUAAGGAGUCCACUUCCAAGUCUCAGUCAAUGGGAAAAGUUUAGGUAAUCAAAUAUGGAAUAGGUUUUAAUUAUUUUUCUCUUUGUCAUUUCCAGAGGUAUUUCUAUACAUAGUGCUACAUUGCACUCUUACAUAGUAACCAUGUACAUUUUAUUAUAUGAGUAACUAAUUUAAAUCAAUUAAUGAGUUUUGUGGAAUAAGAUACGAUAUAUUAGAUCUUCUUCUGGAUUUCGAAUUCAGGACUACCCUUGUAGUUAGUAUUAGUAAUGGACCUCAUGGUCGUGUCACCAUUUAAUUUCAAACAUUACCGUAGAUGGUAAAAUUACGUAAGUUACUAAGCGGAUGUGUUUCUGUUACAGCAACAUUAUUUUUUAAAAAUAAAUUAUGUUCAUGGUAAUAAUUAAAUUAUGUGCCUAAUAUAAAACCAGAUCGUAAGGCAAAUCCAGAAACCAAAAAAGGAUCGAGAAGCAUAGAACUGGUCAGCAGGUUGGCCUUUCCAAAUUAUUGACCAAAGACCAGUCACACCUCUCCAUUACAUUACUCCCACAUCAGCUUUCCUCGUUCUUCAGUCAAAAAGUCAAACUCUAUCUCUCUCACACAAUCCUCUUUAUAUUCCUCUCUUUCAAAUAUAUCUACAAGCCAUGCACAAUACACAUACAUGCUCUUUCAUAACAUAUAACCUUUCAUAAUAUUUUGUACCGCGUUUGAUCCAUAUUUUUCACCUUUUUAACGUAAUGGAGAGGAAUAGUAAUGGUAGAGAGUGGGAGAAGAUGAAGAAAGAGCUCAACGAACUGAUGACAGAAGGUAGAGACUAUGCUCAGCAGCUCAAGUCUCAGCUUGGCUCUACUUCAUCUCAAGAAUCACGUGAACAUUUGGCCAAGAAGAUUCUUGAAUCUUACCACAAGUCUCUUACCAUUAUGAAUUACUCCGGUGAACUCGACCAAGUCUCUCCCCAUUCCCACGGUACAGGGAGCCCUAAGAGCGAUGAUUCUGAUCAUCAAGAACCACAUAUCAUCCAAAGUUCGAAGAAGUUAAUGCCAAGGUGGACCCGAAAAGUCAGAAUUGCCCCUGGAGUUGUGAUUGACAGAGCGCUUGAUGAUGGGUUCAGUUGGAGAAAGUACGGCCAGAAGGAUAUCCUCGGAGCCAAGUUUCCCAGGGGAUACCAUAGAUGCACGUAUAGAAAAUCUCAAGGAUGCGAAGCCACCAAACAAGUCCAGAGAUCCAACGAAGAUCCGAUGCUUUUUGAGAUUAUUUACCGAGGAAUACAUUCUUGCUCCCAAGCCUCAAAUGUUGGUUCAACCAUUCCGGUACAAGUUCUUGACCCAAACCAGAUACAAGAACAAGAAAAUCUUGAGAUCGGGAAGGCAAGUCUAGACACUGGUCAUCACAACUACAAUCAUCAAGCACAUUUGCAUCAAACUCUUAACUAUAUUUUGCCCUCUACACUAAACCUAGAGAGUACCAAUGUGAUGCUUCAAGAGAAGGAUCACAACAUUGGUUUCCUCGGAUCUACGAGUUAUAGUGAUGCCAACUACAAUUUUCUGGCUUCUCACGAUGCUGGCUCUGCUUCUCACUCUACAUCAAACUCUCCGUCCACCGUCGGUUUGGAAUCUCCGUUUGAAAACUUUGGUCCAAGUCAUCCAUUCGUAGGUUUUGGAGGGUUCUACUCUUAAUUCAUCACUAAAAGAUGGAACGAAACUUUACGUAAUCUCUACAUUAAAGAUGAAUAGUUAUUCAUAAUAGCUAAUCAAUAUCCAAUUCAGUAAUCCUACUUAAUUUCCCAAUUAAUCAUCAUGUGUUUUGUUUUUUUCGUUUUGUUUAAAUAAGCUUUACAGUGGAACUGAUAAUUGUUUGAGUUUUAAUCAGUUUUAAUUAUUAAAUUUGAUUUAUAAAGAAUAACAUUUUAAGUUUCUGAAUAUGGGAAUGAAGAAAAAGUAAAUCGAUCGAUGAAAUAUAUUUCCAACAGUUGAACGCACAUCGACUUUAUAGAAAUGAACUUCAAAAUUGUAUACUCCAAAAAUAAGAAAACCUCGUUAAUUUCUCUACCACAUAUAAAUCUUUUCUGGUCUCUAUUUAAUUAUAAU